CAGAACUCUCAUUUCUACGCUGUCCGAGGCCGACAUGUCAAAUAACAGUGCGAACAGUAAUAAUUUGGUUAUCGCCCAAAAGGCAGUCAAACAACUACGUCUUGAGGCGAGCGUCCGUAGAAUUAAGGUGUCUCAAGCUGCAGCUGAUCUGAAGACCUUCUGCCUGCAGAAUGCACACAAGGACCCACUUCUCAUGGGUGUGCCAUCCAGUGACAACCCUUUCCGCCCACCCAAAUCCUGUUCACUCUUCUGAGGGGAUUCUGCACGGAAGACAGGAAUCCCGAAACCCUUCUGAACAUUCCGAUUUCUCUCCGUCCUUCCCUGCUCACACACUGGGGCUCAUCACUCUAAAGCUGUUCGGCAUUUCCUGGUGCUGAUUCCUUGUCACUGCUCCAUAUGUUCUUUCUCUAACUAAAGGACCAGGAACAAUACACCAACCUUCAGUGAUACUACUGUUUUUUCUAUUUGUUGUUUUGUCUUAUUUUGUUUUAAAUUUCCUUGCCUUCACUUCUAAUGUGAGAUAUAAAGUGACCUGGGUGUUAGCAUUUUUUGGUACAUGCCGUUUUCUAACAGUUAUAGGUUGAGAAAUGUAUUACACUCAGAUACGGUGCCGUACAAGGCCAUGUAGACAGGACAGAAUUGGAGAGCCUGUGCUUCAGGACAGCUAGGGCCAUUCCCAACACUCUUAACACUCUUAUCUUUUGUCUUCUCCUCUGUGUGAAUCCAAACCUUAAGGGGGCAGAGCAAAACAAUACUGUUACUCAGGAAUAAGAUUGCUCCCUCCUUAAAUUAAUAGCACUAACCAAGUGGAUGAGAUAAGAAGGACGGUCUUUCAAGUCUUGGACAGGACCUCAGAUAUUUUGUUACAAAACCCCUUGACUAGUCUGACAGAAAUGCAGGUGAACAUCCUUGCCCUGAAGGUCCAGUAUGGCAUCUUUUAUACCAAGACUGUUCUGAACAUGACCAUCAGUUGUGACCAUGUGUAAUGCUGUACUCUAUAAUCCUUAUUAAUGGAGUUAUCUAUUUACAACCCUUACAAAGGUACUACUUCUUAUCUUUAAUGCACUUUCAGUUUGUCUGUUUUUUUAUGAAGAUGAUCAGGAAAAUGUUGCCUUAUUAUUUAGUUGGUUUAGAACAGGGGUGGGCAAAUCCGGUCCUGGAGGGCCAUGGUCCUGCUGUUUUUCUUGUUGACCGGCAAGGACUGGCCCUCCAGGACUGGAUAUGCCCACCCCUGGUUUAGAACAAUAAAGUGGUAGUCAUCAGAUUACUGAGCUCAGUAAUAUUGUGAGAUGAGCAGUUAACUUGACCCUUUUUAAAUGUCUUCAUUAGCUGUGAAUGUAUGGGAGAAUUUCUCAAAUGUGUGACACAAAGGUGACACUCAAGUAUUCUCUGUUUACUCUACAUUAAUCAGUUAAGAGUUCUCUUUGGCUUUCUGAAUCAUUCAGAAUGCCAAACUACACUUUAGCGAGUUACACAAGUGAUAAAAAUUCACAUACCUGACCACUACACCUGUCCUCUCAACCCCCAUUUCAUCUCUGGACUGUAGGCAUAGAAACAGCAUCAAUCAUCCUUAUCAUCAUCAUCAUCAGGGUAUUUCUAGAAGGUGUGUGUGUGUACACUGCAUCAUCCUUCAUUUAUGUUGUUUAACAAGUUUUAAAAAUGACUGAGAUAAGGACAUAAAUGCAUUUUCCUUAUGGUUAUGUAGACAGCAGUUUGUGACUGUUACCUUCUGGAAUAUGCUGAUCUCUGUAAGAUGUCAUGGUACACAUAUCAUGUCUUCAGUGCAGUUAUCUUUUGUCCACUGAGUGCUUUUGAUUUCUUUGUGUAAACACUGUCAGCCUUUGUGCCUUAAAGAAAGAAAGAAGUCAUAUGUGUUCUACAUUGUGGAAGCAUAAAUUCAA
Messenger RNA from Chanos chanos (milkfish), 1901 nucleotides. RefSeq names its product guanine nucleotide-binding protein G(I)/G(S)/G(O) subunit gamma-5. The record is from RefSeq and is a predicted model, not a curated record. Bases 35 to 253 code for a protein of 72 amino acids. The transcript is spliced from 3 exons. Gene Ontology annotation, cellular component: heterotrimeric G-protein complex. Gene Ontology annotation, molecular function: G-protein beta-subunit binding. Gene Ontology annotation, biological process: G protein-coupled receptor signaling pathway. NCBI's taxonomy places the organism in Eukaryota, Metazoa, Chordata, Actinopteri, Gonorynchiformes, Chanidae.